AUGGCUGUGAAUGCAAUUUUGUCACUUUUUUGUAUGACUUUGGUGUACGCUGAAGACGAAAAUCGUAUUCAAACACUACAAAAUGAUGUUGACACCUUGCGCGUUAUGGUACAACAGCUGACUACCGAAAAUAAAUUAUACAAAACUAAUAUGGAACUGAUGACGGAGAAGAUGAGACAGCUGGUGGAAACCAAAUUUGAUAGAGAACUUUCUGGACCAAAACAUCAAGAUAAAAGACUUCUGAUAACUGACCAACCACCAGUAUCAACAUCCCACCAUGUUGCAUUUUAUACCCAGUUGACGAAAACUUUACAUCUAGCGACUCAGCAGAUGGUUGUAUUUGACCACAUAGAACUUAAUCAUGGUAAUGCGUACAGUUCACUAGAUGGAGAAUGUGUGUGCACCGUGCAAGGAACGUAUGUCUUGUCUUGGACAAUCACCUGCUCAGAUAACACAGCGAUUGAGACAGAGUUGGUUGUCAAUGGAAUCGUAAAAGGACACAUUUUCACGGAUGCUGGAGACCAUGCAGACUAUGAAACAAAUUCGGGAACGGCUGUACUAGAUCUUAAAGUUGGUGAUCGUAUAUGGAUCAGAGUUCGACAUGUAUACAAUGGACAGAUAGUUGGAAAUGGACAUGGAUCUUCCACGUUUUCAGGAUUUCUCGUCAACCAACAGGCUAUUUGA
Mytilus trossulus (common blue mussel) is the source of this 684-nucleotide messenger RNA. RefSeq names its product C1q-related factor-like. The coding region runs from base 1 to 684 and encodes 227 amino acids. Gene Ontology annotation, molecular function: protein binding. Lineage: Eukaryota; Metazoa; Mollusca; Bivalvia; Mytilida; Mytilidae. The record is from RefSeq and is a predicted model, not a curated record. The transcript is spliced from 2 exons.